AUGUUACUUCUAAAAAUUCUUUGGAUUUUAAUUUUUAUUGUUCUUAACAUCUCAUGUUCAAUGUAUUAUUUAAAUGAUUUUCAUACCGACUAUCCCGAUGCACAUGUUAUACUUGCUAAUUGUGGUGAUACAAUAUCACUUUCUUGUCCUACAGAAUCCGAUAAUGAUCUUAUUCGAUCAACAUCUACAAUACCAGCAAUGUGGUUUCGUUUAUAUGAAAAUGCUUAUCCACAAGCUUUAAUACUUGGUGAUCGUCAAUUAAUCGAUGAUCAACGUUUUAUGUUACGUACACAAAAUAAUGAUCGUCAUCUUGAAAUAGUCGGUGCAAGAAAAGAUGAUCAAGGUUAUUAUAUAUGUAAGACAGGAACUGUAAUUCGAUCAAGUUAUAAUUUAACAAUUAUAACUAAUACAUGUAUUGAUAUAAUUCCGAAUGAUAUACAUGUAAAUAUAAAUGAAGCAAUUCGUCUUAUAUGUCGUAUACGUUCAACAGAUGCAUUUAAUGAACAAAAUCUACGUGUACAAUGGACACGUAAUGAUUAUCCAUUAAUAAAUAUAGCUGAAAGUCUUUCGAAUUAUUCUUCAAUUGAUGGAACACUUUAUGAAACAUUAAUUAUACGAAAAGCACGAAAAAUUGAUACCGGAAUAUAUACAUGUCGAUAUGGUGAAUAUUUAACUGCAACAGCUCAUGUUAUUGUCAACCAAUAUCCUGGUGGUAGUAAAUCUCGUCGUUUAAUAUCACAUAUAACAAAUAACAGUUCAUUAUUAAAAGCAUCUUUACGAACAGUAGUCUGUUUUUUUUAUAUUGUAUAUCAAAUUGUUUUUGUCUUAUCAUCGUAA
Molecule: messenger RNA, 837 nt
Organism: Adineta steineri
Lineage: Eukaryota; Metazoa; Rotifera; Eurotatoria; Adinetida; Adinetidae
Source: the annotation of a GenBank genome assembly